CAGUGCUGCAAAACUCUUGUAAAAAGACGAUUUAUCCUUUGAUUUCACAGCUGAGCAAAGCGAGGCACAAAGAAGGUACCGAAGAGUUGAAAUACAGACACCAAUGAGUGACACAUACAGGACUGGAAGGUCCUAUAGCGUUUGAAACAAUGUACACUGCGCGUCAGUCCCAAGGCUAGCUUGUUCCGGCUCUUCCUGAGUGCUAGGCCCAUCUAGCCCCACUCUGAUCUCUAGACGGAUCCUGUCGUGCGAAUGGCACAAACCAUGACGACAGCCCUGCGACAAGGCAGGAAUGUCUUCCUCCAUCAGGGUUAAGGCAAGUGCUGGAGAUGCUGAGUUAAAUCCCUGGCCCCUGGCAGUGCAACUUUGGUUUAAAAGCCAGUGCAUCCAAGUAAAACUACAACACUGAAGGAGCUGAGGGAGUUAGGUGGAGAAUAGCCUCAGAUUGGAAGAGACGGAGGCGGAGGUGGAGGCGGGGGCAAAAGAGAAUUCGGAGGAGGAGCCCAAGACAGAACUGUUUCUGGCUUCACUGCCAGUUUUCAUUCAGACUUUCCGAAAAGAGGUGGAGAAACCUAAAGAUUCAGAAGAGGUUCUUUGAGCCAGAUGAAGCAUUAAUUCUGCUAUUCUCAGCAUGGAUAAACCCUUUUCUCAAGAUCUUCCACACCGGAUCCCAGAAUCCAUUCUAAUAAAAGAUUGUAAAGAGCAGGAAGAAACCUUCUGAUUUCAUCCUGUCAGUCCCCUUACCUGAAAGGAAGACAGAUCUUCUGAUGUGCCCUGAGAUCCAUGUAACUACAAGGGCUCCUGUUUAUCACCAUAAGUGCCACUCUGACGCAAAACCACUCAGAGAUCAAAAAUCAAGGCAAAAUGGAUGCCACAGUGAUGGAUGAUUUCCAACAAAUUUUGCCUAUUGAACAGCUGCGCUCUACUCAUGCUAGCAAUGAUUAUGUGGAACGGCCUCCAGCCCCCUGUAAACAGGCCCUCUCCAGUCCUUCCCUUAUCGUGCAAACACACAAGUCUGAUUGGUCCCUGGCCACCAUGCCAACUGCUCUUCCCCGCAGUCUCAGCCAGUGCCAUCAAUUGCAGCCCUUGCCUCAGCAUCUGAGCCAAUCUAGCAUUGCCAGCUCAGUGUCUCAUAGCACCACUGCCUCUGAUCAAAGGCUCUUGGCCAGCAUCACCCCCUCACCUUCAGGCCAGUCCAUCAUCCGAACCCAGCCUGGAGCAGGGGUCCACUCAAAGGCUGAUGGUGCUCUGAAGGGAGAAGUUGAGCAAUCUGCAGGACACCCCAGUGAGCACCUCUUCAUCUGCGAGGAGUGUGGGCGCUGCAAGUGUGUCCCCUGCACAGCAGCUCGCCCUCUCCCCUCUUGCUGGCUGUGCAACCAGCGUUGCCUUUGCUCUGCUGAGAGCCUCCUCGAUUAUGGCACUUGCCUCUGCUGUGUCAAAGGCCUCUUCUACCACUGCUCCACUGAUGAUGAAGACAACUGCGCUGAUGAGCCUUGCUCCUGUGGGCCUAGCUCUUGCUUCGUCCGCUGGGCAGCCAUGAGCCUGAUCUCCCUCUUCUUACCCUGCCUGUGCUGCUACCUGCCUACCCGUGGAUGCCUCCAUCUGUGCCAGCAGGGCUAUGAUAGCCUCCGGCGACCAGGCUGCCGCUAUGAGAAAACUGAAGCUGGACAUAGGAAAGGACUUGCCCAAAGUCACUCUGAAUUAAUAGUAGAAUCAAGACUGGAAUACAGGUCUUCUGACUUAGUUCAAUAUUUUCCUCCCCUGCACCACACUGAGUCAUGGGGCUUUUUCCUAGGACUCUUAUGAACAAUGACAGAAAGCCAUUCCCUUCCAAUUACCUUUCAGUAAUCGCUCCAUGUUACUGUGGUGGUCUUUCUGCAGUGCAUGGUGGGUAGCUAAUUAACUAACAGGUGUUGAGGCUGCCCCCUGUGGAUAUCACCUUUGGCUCAGUCACCUUGUAGAAGCUCAAGUAUGGAAAAGAAGCCCUAACUAAGCUGUAUCUUCGCCAUUGCAUCUACUCUUUGCUGCACACACUGUGCUUGCUCCUGGCUUUGUCUGCAAUGGCAACUGCCUGAGAACCUAGAUUUCAGCAACAGUGAAAAACUGAGAUGAAAGAUAUAUAACAUAGAGAAGUGACUCCUUUCUUUAAAAAUACAAAGAGCCUGUGCUGCAAACCCCUUUCAAUGGGAAAAGGCUGCAGUUAUGAUGGUAGGCUCCUAAAGACUGUUGCUAAAAGACAUGAGAAUUAUAUAGUUUUCCUCUGUAAGUGAAUCCUAAAUUCACCAAGGAAUUCAGAGAUUGAGGGCACUUGCUUGAAAUCAAGGUGCUCCAACUUAGUUUAAGACUUCCAGACUCUAUAUAUCAUCUUUGAAAGUGUGCAUUGAUGUGUGUUUCAGGGUGGAGAAUUGAGAAAAAUUGUAUAGUCAUACACAAGGGGAAGAAGGAGGGACAUCCAUGCCCCUUUGUUGGAUAUAUUCUACAUAAAUAUGUGCCACUUAAUCUUUGUUGGUUCUGAAUCUUCCUGAAGUGUAUUGACAUUUGGCUUGCACAUAAUCCCACAUCUUCACCUACACUUCCUCUUCUAGAAUUGCUUUGCUCUAUUUUUGUAUAUAUAAAUAUGUUAUGAUGAUUAUUAAUAAUGUUAAUGAUAUUGCUGCAAAUGGUGCCAUAUAUAAGGUUAGGCUUCUUGUAACAUUUAUAAAUCUAAACCAAUAUCUGUAAUCUCUUAUGUUGCUUUUAGAUACUUACAUUUUAAGUACCUUGUUUUUAUCUUAUAAGUCUGCCUGAUUAUACUUAAGCCUAUCUUUUCCUAAAAGUUGUGCUCAGUCCUCUGGGUCAAGCUGGAAGGUGAUGAGUAACAACAUACACUUCUCUCUGCUUCUGCCUGAAGUUUGCUUAGUACUCAGAUAUCUAAGGAUUCUCUAACACUAGUGCAUUGUUCUGGAGUUAAAGUUAUUAUAUAGAUGUUUGCUUAUUAGUUUCAGGGCCCAAAAUAAGUCCCUCUUUCUUGAUAAUUCUUUGAUAUUCCAAACUUGCAGUCCUUACUCAGGCAAACUGUGCACUGCCAGAGGGGCCCUGGGCUCUGCCAUAUACCUAGAGGAGCUCUUCUCAGUGUAUUUCAAAAUGGCCUUACACUUGGGAGAAGAAACUGGAGGAUUACUCGAUUGCAGUUGCAAUUUGCAGUCUGCUGCUGAGCCAGGGCUUUCACUUGUGUCCAAGUUGGCCUGAUAUGGACUGCAUCUGGUUUACAUAUAGAUGGGUCCUGUUGGGGUAUGCGCAUGGACGUGUGAGUGAGUGUGCUUAUGUAUCCCUUCUGUGAUUUCAUAUAUAUAUAUAUAUAUAUAUAUAUAUAUAUAUAUAUAACAUAUAUAUAUAUAAACAUAUAUAUAUGUAAAUAUAUAUAUUCACACAUCUAUAUAUUUUAAUGUAUUGCACAUGUAUAUUUAAAAUAUAUACAAAAGAACUCUAAAUCCUGCAGAAUGACUCUGUUUUCAUUAUUUUUCUACUUUGUGUCAUGUACUUUAUAAAUAGAAAUACUUGGAGGGUAUUUCCUGCUUGGCAUUUUCUUACAGUUAAGUCGUGUUACCCCUUAACUCUACUACUUUCUACAUUCUGAUCCCUUGAUACAUUUUAUAUGACAUUAGCCAAGAGUUUCCCUUGGGAUUCAACUCAUCUUCCCUUAUCACAAUAGCUAUAAUAAAUAUAGCAAACAUUUGCAUAGUGCUUACUAUGUGGUAAGCACUACUUUUAACAUAUUGCUUAUAUUAAUUUCAUUCAGUCUCCACAUUAUGAUGUAGUUACUAUUUCCUUACCUGUCUUAUUGGUGAGAAUAUUGAAGCACAGAGAGUUAAAGCGGCUUUCCAAAGAUAACAAUUGUAAAUUGUGGAGUGAACAUUUGAACUUAGGUUGUCUGACUCUCAGGUCCAUGUUCUACAUUCAUAUAUACAAAUAUUAGGGAAAAAAGAAAUUUGUGGCAGAUUGUAAAUCAUUUUGGAGUAAUAAAUUGUGGAUGGCCUUUUCCUUAAUUCUACUUCAUCUGUGGCCUGAGAGUUGAAAUAGAUGUGCUCCUUUAUACAAAUAAAAAUUGAGCACUAAUUAUAGACGUAUAUUAGCUGUCUUACUUCCCAAGAUGAUAGUAUUACAAUUUGAUUUUUGCAGAUUGAAAUGACUUUAUUCCAGGUUCCUUUUUUCCAUACCUAUACGUCUUAGCUUGAGUUUUGCUUGGAGCAAAAAGUUUAUAUGCAAUCCAAGGAAGAAAGACCAAGGAAAAGGAUAUAUCAGGGAAAGAAGAACAAAAUAGUAUGUGUAUUAUUGAGUCUGAGUUGGCUACAAUCUUUUUCAUGGCAAGCUAAUUUCUCAAUCUCUAAUGACAGACCAUAUGAAACUACUACAUAUUUAUACAACUCAUCUGUGGAAGAAAGGAAGAACAAUUUGUUGGGUAGCUCCAAUUGCAUUACACACAUUUCUUCUUUACAUGAUAUUAACCUUUCUGAGUUUCUGGGUAGUGCAUAUAUGGGCAUGCAAACAUGUACCCUUGGCAGCAAUGAAGAGGCACUGUUGCUCCAGUACAGACAGCAAGCCAAGCAUGUCAAUAUAGGGAGUGGUAUAAACUUAAAUUGCUAUACUCAGAUGAUGCUUAUACCUCUAAUUAUAUUCUCUUAAAGUGAUUUGGAGACAAUCUACCAAAUUUAUAGUGAAGAAGGAUUUAUUAUGUUGCUCAGAAAUAUACUCUGCCUUGCUUUGAAGGACUCUCAUUUUACAUGGAAAUGAAAUCUCUAGCUCAAUAAAAGUAGUCAUAAAGCUUCAAAAUAUAUAUCCUUGUUAGUACAAAAAGAUAAUCUAUAUUACUAAACUUAUCAAGUAAUAUUUGUAUGAGUGUAUAUAUGUUCAUUUAAGCUUAAUCAGCAUAGUAGCAGGAAAAUUCAUCAAUAAAUUCAGGAAUAAAUGGUUUUAAGGUUUUUUUUUUUUUUUUUGAGAUGGGGUUUGGUUACGUAGUUCAGGCCGGUAUUGAACUCAUUAUUGUAGCUCAUGCUGGCCUCAGACUGAAGGUUGAUCCUCUUGCCUCAGACUCCAGAGUGUUGGGAUUACAGGUGUGCACCAUUACUCCCAGAUUAAAAAGGUGUUUUACAACAUGAAAAUAAAGAAAUAAUGUUGGUCAA
Molecule: messenger RNA, 5159 nt
Organism: Cavia porcellus (domestic guinea pig)
Lineage: Eukaryota; Metazoa; Chordata; Mammalia; Rodentia; Caviidae
Gene: Spry3
Product: sprouty RTK signaling antagonist 3
Exons: 7
Coding region: 865-1806 (313 amino acids)
Biological process (GO): negative regulation of MAP kinase activity; multicellular organism development; negative regulation of fibroblast growth factor receptor signaling pathway
Cellular component (GO): cytosol; membrane
Source: RefSeq, a predicted model, not a curated record